AAAUAAAAAUUAUUUUCCUCUAUUUUUACAGCAUUUGAAAUCAUGCGGUCGCUUAAAAUAAUUAAUUCCUCAAUUUUAUACAACCGCCUCAUUACCCAGUUAAAAAGUUCACUUCUCGUAAUUUGUGAUGAGAAUUUUACGCAAACAACUAGGCCACAUGCUCUAAAAAAAUUCUCAUCUCUAGUUAGACAUAAUCCAGCUGCCACAGAAUUUUUCUCGAAACGAAGAGAAAAUUCGAUUGCAAUUAACCGCAGUGACAUUUGGUCAGGAAGUCGAAAUUUCACACAAAAUCCAGUGUUUCGACAUGGUAGAUGUGAACAAAAACAGUCGCAGUACAGAAAUUUCUACACCUACUCCCACGAACCUUUCCAUCCUCUCAAGCGGGAGCCGAAGUGGCAGACUGCAGACGAGGCAGUGGCAAUUGUCAAGUCAGGGGACGUUGUGUUCAUCCACGGGGCUGCAGCGACACCCCUAUUGCUGGUGGAUGCUCUCACCCGCCACGGCAUCACCAACAAGCUAGCGGAUGUCACUGUGUGUCACAUCCACACAGAGGGCGAGGCUCCAUACACCAAGCCUGAGUGUGACGGAAUAUUCCGGAGCAGCUCGUUCUUCAUCGGCGCCAACUGCCGUAAGGCCAUCAACGCAGGACGCGCGGACUACACUCCUAUAUUCCUGUCCGACAUCCCGCUGCUCUUCCACCGCAAGAUCAUCAACAUCGACGUCGCUCUCGUACAGGUGUCACCGCCUGACAAACAUGGCUUUUGUUCCCUGGGUACAAGCGUGGAUUGUGCCCGAGCUGCCAUCCAGAAUGCUAAGUACAUCAUUGGCCAGGUCAACCCAUGCAUGCCACGCACGUUUGGCGAUGGCGUGGUCCAUAAAAGUCACUUCGACUGCAUGGUGGAUGGUCUGGCCAGCCUGCCUGAACAUAAACCCAAACAGCGCUCAGACGUGGAGAACACCAUCGGCAAACUAAUUGCAGACAACCUGGUGGUGGACGGUGCAACCCUGCAGACCGGAAUCGGCAACAUACCUGACGCAGUUCUGGCUUCGCUGAUGAACCACAAGGACCUCGGGAUCCACUCUGAGAUGUUCAGCGAUGGUGUGGUGGAUUUGGUGGAGGCGGGAUGUGUCACUAACACAUACAAGGUUACGCACCCCGGCAAGAUAACGGGAAGCUUUCUUGUCGGGACAAGAAAACUAUUUGACUUCGUUGACAAUAAUCCGUUUGUGGUGAUGUGCGACGUGUCGUUCGUGAACAGCGUGCCCGUCAUCGCCCAGAACCCUAAGGUGACCGCCAUCAACUCCUGCAUCGAGAUAGACCUCACCGGGCAGGUCGUGUCGGACUCCAUCGGCACCAAACUAUACUCAGGUGUGGGUGGGCAGGUGGACUUCAUCCGGGGGGCGGCGGUGGGGAGGGACGGGCUGGGGAAGCCCAUCCUGGCCAUGCCCUCCACCACCUCAAGAGGGGAGUCCAAAAUUGUCCCUUUCGUCAAGCAAGGUGGCGGUGUGGUGACAUCACGCGCACACGUUCAUUACGUCAUCACUGAGUACGGCAUCGCUUACCUCUUCGGAAAAAAUCUACGGCAGCGCGCGUACGAACUCAUCGCUAUCGCCCACCCUGACCAUCGGGAGGCGCUAGAGCGCGCUGCCUACGAGCGACUGAGCUGCAUGCCUUCACCCUGAGGAAUUUAGUUGAAAAAUAAUCGUACUUAUGCGAUAAACUUGCGAUGAAUAAUUGUAUUUAUCGGAUAAACUUGCGAUGUAUAACUGUAUUUAUCGGAUAAUCCUGCGAUAAAGAAUCCUAAUUCUUAUCGAUUGAACUUGCGGUAAAUAACUGAAUAUAUCGGUUAAACUUGCGAUAAAUAAUUGUAUUUAUUGGAAAACUUGCGAUAAAUAAUUGUAUUUAUCGGUUAAACUUGCGUUCAAUAAUGGCAAUUGUCGGAUAAACAACCGAUUAAUGACGAUUGCGUGAUGCAGUAAUAGCGUUGGUGAUCAGGUACAUGCGAUAGUGAUCCUGCAAUGGUGAUAGUGAGCCAUGAAAAUAGCGAUAAAAGGUCAUAUUUAUAUAUCUUUUUCAUGGGAAAAGAUGGACAUUCACAACCAUCAUGCAAUUUUUUUUAUUUGUCGGGUGAAUCGUUCAGUUAAAUAAUAACAGAGACGCGCAUUUAAAUGUUAAUUUAUGAUAAGAUAACGAAACUAAUUGAAUUUCUGUCAUUCAUUCAAUUGUGGAUUAUAGAUGAGUCUUUAAUUGGCGAGCUUCUACAACCCUUUAACACUUUAUACACAAGAAUUCUUCUAAUGAAACUUUUCGUGAUCGCGGAAAAUUUCAUCGGAAUCUAUCUAUGAUAUCCAAUCUAUCCAAUGAUAUAAUUCCAUACUAAUCCGUUUCUAUAAAUAUAUUGUAUUUUUAUUCACAUAUUUACUUAAAUAUUGGUAUGGUUGAACAAAUCAUGUUCCUAUCCCUUAAUAGUUUUUUUCAUUAAAAAAGCGAACAAGAAGAUCAUCAAUGAAAAGCAUUCUCUGAUCUUUAAUUAAACAAACACAUUCAUAUCGCAUACAAUUCUCAUCUCCAAUUAUAAAUAACUCGAAAUCGGUCCACUGCCGUGCUGUGAGGAGUUAUAACGUUAUAAGACUUAUAGCAAACUUAGCAUAUUGUAGUUGUUUGUAUUCCCUAUCACAUUUCUCUCGUUCAUUUUCAAACUCGUAGAAUAGAGUUUGAGCGUCAUUGUCUUGUCUAUUUUCUGAUUCAGUGUAUUAUAGUAGUAAAUUUUAGAGCAAAUUUUCGUCUUCUAUAUGGAGAGUGGCAAGAAUCUUGUAGCUUCAUGAACUUGAUUAAUUACCUUGAUUUAUUUAUUAAGCGAAGUGAACUUUUCUGAGGUCAAACAGUCCGAGCGCUGUCAUGACCCCCCGCUAAAAUGUGAUGAAGAAGACGGUGAUUUUAAUUAUAAAUUUAUUGUCAGUCAGCAAUAAACCAACCACAACUCGUCGCAACAAUUGGACGAUGAAGGCGAUGGUUGGAGUGAUUACUCCCAUGUCAUUGAUUAAUCAGCCAAUCACAAAAUACUGAUAAUAAUAUGACGAUGAAGGCCAUCAUUGGAGUUAUAACUUCAACGCCAAUCAUCAAUUAGUCAAGAACAUCUACCUAAAUCAGGAAUUGAUAGCUAAAUGAUAUCUCGCUUAUUGUAAUUUUGAAACGGAAGUUCAUUUAAAGAUCCUUAAAAGAGUUUGCUUGAAACAUUUAAUUAUUAAGACCAAGUGUGCGUCAAAAUGCAACAUUGCCAAAAAUUAAUCUGCCAUGACACAAUCUUUUUAAAGAGGCAGCCUUUAAUCAUAUUGUGAAAUGUUAAAAUGUCCUCCAUAAUAUUACAAGUUAAUUAUUUUUCAUAUGGCCCUUCUUGUCUUGUUGUUUUAUUUAUUGAAAGCUUUGUAUUGUAGACGUAGGUUUUGUGUAAAGCUUUUGCUAGCCUAAACGCACCUGUAAUUUGCACAGUUUACGUGUCACGCACCGUUUACAUGCCACGCACCGUUUACAUGCCACUCACCGUUUACAUGCCACUCACCGUUUACGUGCCACGCACCGUUUACAUGCCACUCACCGUUUACGUGCCACGCACCGUUUACAUGCCACUCACCGUUUACGUGCCACGCACCGUUUACUUGCCACGCACCGUUUACGUGUCACGCACCGUUUACGUGCCACGCACCGUUCAUGCAUCAUUGUUGUUUCAUUUGUUACACUAUAAAUGCAUUCGGCUAACUGCAAUAUAAAACUCUAUGGAUUAUUUGCCAUUCCUUGUAUUUUUGUUGUUUUAUCUUGAUAUUACUGAGACCAAUUGUGAUACUUUGACAUGAUUACUGAAUUUUAGUAAGGGAACCUUAAUGAGAAUUUUCAAUUACGGAACGGCAAGAAUGAUGGAAUAUUGAGAUAGUGAAUUAAUGAAAAAAAUUACGUCAUGAAUUCAUCAUCAUAUGCAUCAUCACACUCAAGGAAAUGAGUGAGAUAUUGUCCAAAUUUUGAUACACUCUUUUACCUCUUGUGGGUCAUCUUGACCUAGUUUGGCUAGGUAAAAAAACGUUUUUAGGGAAAUAAACGUGCUGAGGGAAAUAAAAAACGUGCUGAUGGAAAUAAAUUGUCACUAUUUGGACAAUAUGACUUACAUAUUUUUUUGAGGGCCCUCGACAUUAGUAUGGUCGAGGGCCCCUGAUCCUGAACUCUUUUUUAUAAUCUUUGAUGACAGUUCAAUAAAUCAGUUAUUAUUAAUGCACCGCAAAAAUCGUGGUUUUCUUGUCCAUUAAACAUUUAAGAAAUGCGAAGAAUUUUCCACGAAUAACGGACCAUAAAAAUUUUGGUUCCUCAUAAAAGUUACUUAUUUCUACGUAAAAUGCCUAUGUAUAGAUGAAAUAGAUUAAUUGAUUAAAUUUAUUGAUG
Hyalella azteca is the source of this 4429-nucleotide messenger RNA. Its product is annotated as 4-hydroxybutyrate coenzyme A transferase. Gene Ontology annotation, cellular component: mitochondrion. NCBI's taxonomy places the organism in Eukaryota, Metazoa, Arthropoda, Malacostraca, Amphipoda, Hyalellidae. Gene Ontology annotation, molecular function: acetate CoA-transferase activity. The record is from RefSeq and is a predicted model, not a curated record. Bases 43 to 1683 code for a protein of 546 amino acids. The transcript has 9 exons. Gene Ontology annotation, biological process: acetate metabolic process.